AUGCCUCGAUCAGGUGAAUAUUAUUUCAGUGAUGAACUUAUGAUAUUUAUUAAUGGUUUUGAAAAUUAUUUAGAAUCUAAUUUGAUUGCCAUUGGUCAUGAUUCUUCCAAAGAAGAUUUAGUAGUCAGAGUAGCUUCUGUUCCAUUAAAAUUAACAUGUCCAGAAUGCAAAUUUAAAGUAAUCACCAAAGUGCAGCAUCAAACAUCUAUGCUUACUCAUGCAAUUGCUGCAAUGUUAGUACCGUAA
Messenger RNA from Clunio marinus, 246 nucleotides. The record is from the annotation of a GenBank genome assembly. Lineage: Eukaryota; Metazoa; Arthropoda; Insecta; Diptera; Chironomidae.